This is a messenger RNA of Penicillium salamii, 1506 nucleotides long. Lineage: Eukaryota; Fungi; Ascomycota; Eurotiomycetes; Eurotiales; Aspergillaceae. The record is from the annotation of a GenBank genome assembly.
AUGGCCACGACAGAGACAAGCCCAGCACCAGAUGGUGCAUUAGAGGCCACGAACAACAUGGGGAAAAGAGUACUGAAGAAGAUUGACAGAAGGCUCAUACCCCUGCUCUUCACCACCUAUAUGUUCAAUUUCAUGGACAAGACCAUCUUGUCCAGCGCCUCUGUCUUUGGACUACGCGAUGACACAGGCUUGGUGGGCCAGCAGUAUAGCUGGGUCUCUUCAGUUUUCUACUUUGGAUACUUGGGAUGGGUUUACCCAACAACAUUACUGAUUGCGCGUCUGCCUGCCGCCAAGUAUAUGACAGCUAACACGCUCUUCUGGGGUGCUGUGGUAGCACUUACGGCGGCCUGUACCAAUUUCGGUGGACUGGUGACUGUUCGCUUCUUGCUUGGAAUGGCCGAGGCAACUGUUACGCCGGCAUUUAUGUUUAUCACUUCAACUUGGUAUACGCGCGAUGAAAUCCCCACCAGGACGGGGCUGUGGUUUGCUGGAAAUAGCGUUGGAGGCAUUGUUUCAAGUCUAUUAGCCUAUGGUCUUGGUCAUAUCACCGACCACGUUGGGCCGUGGAGAUGGAUGUUCAUUGUCCUAGGUGUCGCAACCUUCCUCUGGGGCUUCGCCAUUUGGACACUGCUUCCCGACUCAAUUUCCAAGGCCAAAUUUCUCACUGAAGAGGAGCGCCAAUUUGCAAUCAACAGGGCAGUCCUUGCUGGAACAGGCUCAACGGAGAAGACAGCUUGGAAGUGGGACCAGGUCAUUGAAUGCCUGAUAGAUCCAAAGACCUGGUUAAUAUUCGGUUUGGGAAUAUGCACCCAAAUCCCCAACGGCGGAACACAGAACUUCGCCAAUCUAGUCAUCGUCUCCUUCGGUUUCACAAAUCUCCAAUCAACCCUCCUCACCAUCCCUUACUCCCUCAUCACCGUGGCCACAAUCACAGGAACAGGCUGGCUAGCCGGCCGCUUCCGCCAACUAAACUGCCUCCUAAUUGUAGCAGUGGUGAUCCCUUGCGUCAUCGGCAGUGCAAUAAUUUACUCCCGUGCGCACAUCGUUCUGGGCGUGCAGCUGUUUGGAUAUUUCCUUUUGUCGACGGGACCUGCAGCAAUGCCUUUAGCAAUGUCUCUGGUGCAGGCGGAUUACCGGGGAGUCACUAAGAAAAUGACAGUCACCGCAAUCUUGUUCCUUGCGUACUGUGCAGGCAACAUCUCCGGCCCUCAGUUUUUUCUGAGCGAGGAGGCUCCGCAUUACAAUACUGCGUUUCGUACUAUUAUGAUCUGCUAUGCAUUGUCGGUUGCACUGGCCCUGACAUUGCGCUUUUACCUGCAGUGGACGAACUCUCGUCGUGUGAGACUGGAAGGCUUUGAGGGCAGUGCUGGGAAUGCAGGUGCUGUUGGGAAGAUCUCUGAUCCCAAUGAUUCGCGAGAUGUGGAUAUGAAUCCAGUGCAGUUGGUUUCUAGUGACUAUGAGGAUAUCACGGAUUGGAAGACGCCGGGGUUCAGGUAUCGGUACUAA